GUUUGUAUCUGAGAGAGUGAGUGAUAAGAGAUCUAAGCAAACAUCAAUGUGGUUUUAAAGGAUGCUAGUCUCUGCAUCAAUACAGUACACAGUUCUUCUUCUGAGGGUCUUUGAAAGAAGUAUAGUAGACACCCUGCACUGAGAGCGAGAGAACGAGAGAGAGAGAGAAAGAGAGUGAGAAAGAGCGAGAGAGAGAGAGACAGAGAGAACGACAUCCAGUCCACAUGACCAGUUCUUUUGGGCUCUGAGGAAAACAACUACAGGAACGUGAGCCAUCUGCAAUCAUGGACUUUGUGAUGAAACAGGCGUUGGGGGGGGCCACCAAGGACAUGGGUAAGAUGCUGGGGGGCGAGGAGGAGAAGGACCCCGACGCGGCCAAGAAGGAGGAGGAGCGGCAGGAGGCGCUGAGGCAGCAGGAGGACGAGAGGAAGGCCAAGCACGCCCGCAUGGAGUCGGACAGGGAGAAAGUACGGCAGACCAUCCGGGACAAGUACGGCUUGAAGAAGAAGGAGGAGAAGGAGGCGGAGGAGAAGGCGGCUAUGGAGCAGGCGUGCGAGGGCUCUCUGACGCGCCCCAAGAAGGCCAUCCCAGCCGGGUGUGGAGACGAAGACGACGAAGACGAGCAGAGCAUUCUGGACACCGUGCUCAAGUUUCUGCCCGGGCCGCUGCAGGACAUGUUCAAGAAGUAGAAGCAGUCUGUAUGUACGCCCAAACAAACGCUCUCACGCCCAGGGGAGUCGCUCUGGUCAAGCCUGGGCUGGGUGGAGGGGAAAGAGGGGGAUU
Molecule: messenger RNA, 783 nt
Organism: Gadus chalcogrammus (walleye pollock)
Lineage: Eukaryota; Metazoa; Chordata; Actinopteri; Gadiformes; Gadidae
Gene: cplx2b
Product: complexin 2b
Exons: 4
Coding region: 285-689 (134 amino acids)
Biological process (GO): synaptic vesicle exocytosis; neurotransmitter transport; regulation of neurotransmitter secretion
Cellular component (GO): terminal bouton; SNARE complex
Molecular function (GO): syntaxin binding
Source: RefSeq, a predicted model, not a curated record